Molecule: messenger RNA, 1368 nt
Organism: Dothidotthia symphoricarpi CBS 119687
Lineage: Eukaryota; Fungi; Ascomycota; Dothideomycetes; Pleosporales; Dothidotthiaceae
Exons: 1
Coding region: 1-1368 (455 amino acids)
Biological process (GO): DNA replication-dependent chromatin assembly; CENP-A containing chromatin assembly
Cellular component (GO): nucleoplasm
Molecular function (GO): histone binding
Source: RefSeq, a predicted model, not a curated record
AUGGCCGACUUCCCUCUUGCGACCCUCGCCGAGGUGGACGAGCUGCCCAAGACGAAGGAGAAGCUCGAGGAGCUCACCCAAGCCGCAUCGCUGCAGUAUUCGCUCAAGAAAUUUGCUGACGCCGCCGACCUCUACUCCAAAGCCGUCGAGAUCCAGGCCGCUCUCAACGACGAGAUGGCCCCCGAGAACGCCGAGCUACUCUUUUACUAUGGACGCGCCUUGUACAAGGUGGCAGUUGCCAAGAGCGACGUACUGGGUAACAAGGUGGCCCAAGAAGACAAGAAGAAGUCCAAGACAAAAAAGGCGGCGAAAAAAGCAGGCGGCGAGGGGUCAAGCACAGCAGCAAAGGGCGACAAGACGGAGCAAAAGGACGAGUCGGUCGACACAAAGGCCUACUUCCAGCUCACUGGCGACGAGAACUGGACCGACUCCGAGGACGAGGAUGAUGAAGAGCAAGAAGGCGAGCAGGAAGAGGAGGAGGACGACUUCGGCAACGCCUAUGAGACCUUUGAACUCGCCCGCGUCCUGUACUCGCGACAGCUGGAUGCGCUAGAGCAAGAAAGCACCGCAGACAAGGGCAAAGGCAAAGCCGAGCUCACUCCACAAGCCCGCGCCAUCAAAGAGAAGAUUGCAGACUGCCACGGCUUCCUAGUCGAAAUCUCGUUGGAGAACGAGCGCUUCCACGAUGCUGUGUCUGACGCCCGCGCUUCUCUCGCGCUGCAAGAGGAGCUAAGUCCAUUCGAGCACGAGAACGUCACAGAAAGCCACUACUCCCUAUCCCUCGCCCUAGAAUUCGCCUCCGUCUCAAAAGUCCGUGAGGACCAGACAGGUAUCCAAAACGACUCUCCAGCAGACGCAGCACCGCCAGCAGACGACGAGAAAGACGUCAUCGACUGGGAUCUCCGCAAAGAAGCCGCCAAGCACACUGAGCUCGCCAUCCAGAGUCUCGAGGCGCGGCUGCAGAAGGAAGAAGCUGCCCUGGCAUCCGACACCUACACGCCAGAGCGCAAGAAGGAAAUGACAGCCGUUAUCGAGGACAAGAAGGGCAUGUUGGAGGAUCUGAAGACUCGUGUUGCAGAUCUGAAGUCGGAUCCGACGAAGGAACAGUAUGAUAGCCUUGAUCCGACGGUCUUCCAGGGCCUUCUUGGCGGGUUGCUGGGUGCGGAUGCCGCGACGCAGAAGGCGAAGCUUGCGGAGGCUACGAAGGGCGCGAAUGAUCUCACGGGGUUGGUUAAGACGAAGAAGAAGGCAAAGGCGCUUGCACCAGCGGCCUCGACGUCGGCAGAUGCCGGGAGCAGCAAGAGGAAACUGGAAGUCGAGGAUAGUAGUGCGGCUGGGAAACGAGCAAAGACCGAAGAGCCGCUGUAA